This is a messenger RNA of Salvelinus fontinalis (brook trout), 5897 nucleotides long. Its product is annotated as interleukin-12 subunit beta-like. The coding region runs from base 574 to 1527 and encodes 317 amino acids. NCBI's taxonomy places the organism in Eukaryota, Metazoa, Chordata, Actinopteri, Salmoniformes, Salmonidae. The transcript is spliced from 9 exons. The record is from RefSeq and is a predicted model, not a curated record. Gene Ontology annotation, molecular function: protein binding.
GAUAGACAACUCAAGAGGUAUGCUUAGAUAUGCAUGCUUAAGCAUAAUGAUUAUGGCUCUAGAUUGCAGGAAAAAGUUGUUUCAGGUGUUUGAGAAAUGCAAAAUUGUCCAACUUCCGGAUGGAGGGGCAUACCACCUACGGAAGACCCUCCAGGCAUCCUCGUGCAUUUUGUGCCCCCUCAGAUUUUGCGGGUGCAUGACGCCCCUGCUCCCAGACAGUCCUUUCAAAAUUCUUGCUUGAGAAAAAGCUCUUUGCUGGGAAGCUAUUUUUUCUUUCUUUUUGACCCUAUUAAUUGAAAACAAUCACGGUAAGGUACUUAACUGUUGCCCAGAAAUGAUUUGAUAUAGAAAUACAAACGGCUCCAUUGGACCUUUCAACUGACCACACAUUCUCAAAUCCCAUUUAAAUAAAUACCAACAGGUCAGUUCCUCUAACCUGGCAGGCUGGACUUUUUUUAUUUUGAGCGUGCCUGUCUUUACUCCUGUUCCACUGAUGUAUAAAUACCGGCUGGGUCCACAUGACAGCACUACACUCCAGCCAGGCUCACACUCUGCUUAUAUCUCAUUAUCAAGAUGAACAUGUUACUGCUCAACGUCCUGUAUCUCAUCCUACAUAUGGCAUCGAGCAGCCGACACGAGACCGUUGUGACUCUCGUGCCAAAUGUACUUGUCGUCAAGGUGGAUCAAAAGGUCUUCACUGAGACGCAGGUCCCUCUGCGAUGCGGGGACUACCAGGACACAGAGGUGAUCUGGAGGAAUGGCGAGGAGCGUCUCGAAAACAAAGGGAACCAGAUAAAUGUGGAAGUGGUCGAGAUGAUGGGAGGGAACUACAGCUGCCACAACGCUGCUGGAGACUACCUCAACCACACUCUGGUGCUGGUGCAGGACAUACCAUCACCCAACAGAACGAGACGCGUCCUGGAGAAAUCACAUGACACAGACGAGUACAUCAGAUGUUUGUCGAAAAAUUACAGUGGAAUAUUUCAUUGCUCUUGGAAGAAGACCGAAUAUCGGAUGUCAGCAGGUGUUGUUUUUGUCCAAGUAGAUCGCACCAUCUCCUGCUCCGUAGACAGUGAUGGUGAAGGCCUGACCUGUCAGGACCGGGAUAGCUGCCCCUUUGCUGAGGAGUUGUCCCGCAUCAAACUCACUGUAUACUUCAGGACUAACUACCUCCUAGAGGACUACACCAUCACGCCCUUCUACAUCCGAGAAAUAGUGAAACCAGACAAGAUCGACAUCACCAAGGUGGAGGGGAACACAUUUCAGUGGAAGUACCCGGCGACAUGGAGCCGCCCAUGCCCUUACUUCCCCCUCACAUUCCGAGUCAAAGUGGUCCAACACGAGGCAAGCUGUGACUCUAAGGAAAAGGUGUUGAUAAGUGAAACCAACAUAAAUGCAACAGAAUUCACUGUUCGUUCCAGCUACAAAAAAUAUUGUUUCUGCCUCGGGGCAAAGGAUGACCUGGUUGACUCCCAAUGGAGCCAGUGGACACGUCAUGAGGUGAAGAAUAAACCUAAGAAACAUUGACAGGCAAGGAAACCCAGAUGAAGAGCGACAACAUACCAUUCCUCAGCUUCAACCAAUACAUCCAAAUAUGUAAUAGUCUGGUCACUGUACAGAAACAAAUAUUUUACAUUAUACUGAAGACAAGUUAUGAAAUGUAGCUAGUAUACCAUGUUUGUUGUGAUUUUUAUUUAUUUAUUUGUAAAAAUUCUGAAAUGUAAUUACACCAUUAUUUAUGUUAUGUCAUCUCUUUUCCAAGAUGGUUGUCAUUGCUGUAGCACGAAGAUGUUUGCUUAAAUGAUUAAAUAGACGCAAAAAUAAAAAGGUACUACACUCUGAUUCACGCUCAUGUUCAUUUGUUUGCGUCGGAAUCAACAAAGCAAAUCAUAUUUAGAUGACUUUUCAAAAAACUUGGAACAGGUGAGUAUUUACAAUGGUUUACACUAAUUCAAAAAUGACGAGACGACUGUGUGUAAAAAUCGGACUCCAAAAGCGUAUUUUCUAAAAAGUGUAAUCUUUUAUUUACAGUCGGGAUACGUUCACAACCGGAAUCCGGUGUCCGUUUGUUAAAAACAUGUUUGCGUUGUCCGACACUCAUCCUACGUACUUGGACAGUGAAACUUAAAACUUUUAAUUUGGCACUACACUAUGGAUUUCAGAUCAACAUGUUUUAUAUGAGGUGAAAGCAUAGAAUGUCACCUUUUAUUUGAAGGUGCUUUCUGUUUUACUGUUUAGGAAUGAAUACACUUUAUGUAUCUAGUCCCCCCCAUUUGAAGGGGUCAUAAGUAUUUGGACAAAUUCACUUAGUGUAUUAAAUUGUCAAAAGUUGAGUAUUUAGUUUACAUUCCUAGUGUGCCAUGGCUACAUCAAGCUUGACUGUACAGACUUUUUGGAUGACUUUAAUUUCUAUUGUGCACAACAUAAUCUAAACAUAACCAAAACAUCCAACAGGUUUGUAGGGGCAUUUCUAAAAAGUAAAAACAGAUGUAUAAAAAUACCAUCAAAUAAAAAGGUGACAUUAUGGACUGUUGCAUCAUAUAAAACAUUUGAUCUUAAAAUCCUAAAAUCUGGAGUAUAGAGCCAAAUUAAACAUUUUAGUUGUUUCACUGUCCAAAUAUAUACAUAGGGGAGUAUAACAACAGUCUGCAAAUGAAAUCUCACAGGACAAAUGUGAUGGUUUCCUCAACUUUCACAAAUCAUGUGAUUGUGAAGCAAACUUAACUGAGGUAACAAAUAUGACAAGCUGAGAACUAAACAAAUAAUAGUUUGAAAAGUGCUGCUUCAGCAACAGACAUGCGUUACCAUACAUACUGAAUGUCAGUUAUCCAAGUGUGUAUUCAGUGCCUAAGAUGCAUGUAGACAAGAGUACACACAGCUUGGUAAAUGAGAGUACCAAAGACAGUACAGUAUGAAGAUAGGCUAAAACAGCUUCUCCAACAGAAAUCCCCAAUCCCACCCGUAGAUGAUGUCAUGGCGACGUUGGAUAGCUAAGCUGGUUUAGAAGCACGUCGUCGGGUCUAAAAGGCCAUCAAAUCAAAGGCACUCCUUCGAUAUAAAGUUUUGGACGAAAACGUGUCAGUUUGUCACAAGGUUGGAGUAAUAGCAUGUUCAACUACCUAAGACAUUGGCUCAAAUCUAGGUUGUGCCUUUAGAUUGAGAAAACAUGUACUACUAAGGAAGAAUCAUUUCCCUUCUCCCAUUGACGUCUCAAACAGCUAGUCUGUUUCGCAAGCGUUUUCCGGAAGCUCGCGAUGUUGCGCCUCUGGGUUUAGAAACUCUGUGAUAGUACCUUAAUUUAACAACGGAAAUGCUUAUUUAAAAAUUGACCUUUGCCACCUGACAUGAAGGUAGCAAAACAUAUUCUUUACAAGAAAACAAAGUUAGUCUGUAAAAUAAAUAUUUGACAAUCCAAAACAGAAAAUAACAGAGUUGAAAAUAUUCUGUAAACCCUGACAUGUGUUCAUAUCCUCUGAUAGCGGUUGAUCUUUAGAUUAUUGCAUAACUUUGCGGGGUGACGUGAGAGCAUUGAUGCUUUAGUGUUAGAGCUAAUAAAGCAAAAUGUUGGCAAAUAUUGAAUUAACCUAAAUACUGUCAAAGACUGUUCAAUUGCCUCUUAAUGAGAAUACUAGUAAACAGAUACAAAUAUCUAUUUCAUUCAAUGUUCAGAACCAUAUCCAUUCUUCCAACUAUCCAACUGAAAACACAAUUCUAUUUCCAAAUAAACAUCAUAAAAAAUGUUGAGAAUUUGAGCAGUUUAGUGGCUAGUGCUUGUGCUGAGUCUAACACAAUGCCUUUUAAUUUCCCCACCCACCUUCAAAAACAACAUACGUGCCUUUUUCCAACUUAUUUUCAAUCAUUCUACAACAAGUAUAGUUUGGUUCAUUAACUUCAGUGGCCUUAACAGUUGCCUGAGAAUGACAAAAGUGUUCAGCUCAAAUCAAAAUUCGGUCAAAUGCAUAAUAAUAAUAAUAAUGGUUUAGCCACACGCACAGUGCCUUCAGAAAGUAUUCACACCCCUAGACUUCUUCCACAUUUUGUAGUUACAAAAUGGGAUGAAAAAUGGAUUUAAUUGUAAUUUAUUUUGUCAAUGAUCUACACAAGAUACUCUAAUGUCAAAGUGGAAGACAAAUUGUAACAUAAAAAAAAAAAAAUUACAUAUAUAAUUUUAAAUUCUACAUCAAUAAAAUAUAUAUGGUGAUUACAUAAGUAUUCAACCCGCUGAGUCAAUACAUCCACACCUGGAUUGUUCUUUUUAAAUUCUUCCAUCUCUGCCAAGUUGGUUGAUGACAGCCAUUUAAGUCUUGCCAUAGAUUUUGAAAUAGAUUUAAAGUCAAAACUGUAACUAGGCCACUCAGGAACAUUCAAUGUCAUCUUGGUAAGCAACUCCAGUGUAUAUUUGGCCUUGUGUUUGAGGUAAUUGCCCUAAUUUGUCAGUUGAAAAGCAGACAGUCAGGGUUUCCUCUAGGAUUUUGCCUGUGCUUAGCUCUAUUAGCUCUAUCUAUUUAUUUUUAUACAAAAAAAAGUCCAUAAUCAUUACUGAUGACAAGCAUACCCAUAACAUGAUGCAGCCACCACCAUGCUUGGAAACAUAACACUUUGUAUGCAGGACAGAGUUAAUUUCUUUGCCAUAUUUUGUGCAGUUUUAUUUUUGCAAUGCCUUAUUGCAAACAGGAUGUAUGUUUUUGAAUAUUUUUAUUCUGUACAGGCUUCUUUCUUUUGACUCAUUUAGGUUAGUAUUGUAGAUAACUACAAUGUUGAUCCAUCCUCAGUUCUAUAACAGCCAUUAAACUCAAACUGUUUUAAAGUCACCUUUGGCCUCAUGGUGAAAUCCCUGAGCGGUUUCCUUCCUCUCCGGCAACUAAGUUAGAAAAGACGCCUGUAUCUUAGUGACUGGGUGUAUUGAUACACCAUCCAAAGUGCAAUUAAUAACUUCGCCAUGCUCAAAGGAAAAUUCAAUGUCUGCUUUUUUUUACCCAUCUACCAAUCUUUGUGAGGCAUUGGAAAAACCUGCCUGGUCUUUGUGGUUGAAUAUGUGUUUGAAAUUCACUGCUCGACUGAGGGACCUUAUAGAUAAUUGUAUGUGUGGGGUACAGAGAUGAGGUAGUCAUUCAAAAAUAAUGUUAAACACUAUUCAACGUAUGUAACUUGUUAAGCACAUUUUUACUCCUGAACUUAUUUAGGCUUGCCAUAAAAGGGGUUGAAUAGUUAGUGAUUCAAGACAUUUCAGCUUUUCAUUUGUAAAUUUGUAGAAGAAAAAAAAAAUCCACUUUGACAUUAUCAGGUAAUGUGUGAAGGCCAGUGACAAAAUCUUUAUGUAAAUCCAUUUUAAAUUCAGACUAACAACACAAUGUGGAGGGUGUGAAUACUUUCUGAAGGCACUGUAGAUGUUAUUUCCCGGCAGGCAUAGCUGAUGUCAGUACACAAUGACAUAAACUAAACUGCCUGUUGGACAACAUCUUCCACCUCCUGAAAUGACCUCUGUGACAAGCAGCAGCAUAUGGACAUCAUCCUAACAGAGGCCUAAUCCACCUCACUGGUUAGUUAAGUAACCUGUCUGAUCAACUCUACCUCAGUGUCAGGUGCACUCAGUAAAAGUCAGUUCCUGUGCUAGCUUCACCAUCUCUACUUGGUACGGUGCCAUAAGGGAGAGAGCCGGGGGGGAGAGAAAGAGAAUAUGCAACGGUACCAGUAUAGAACAUGUUCGUAUAGCUACAGAUGAUAGAGUCACUACUCUGAAAGAGCGAUUGGAUGAAACCUAACAAAAACCAUUGAAUGUAAACUGUGUACCGGUAUGUGUACAGUACUUACCGUGUGUCUCCCGGUUUAUGGAUAGGUGACAGAACUGUUAUACUGAAGGUAACAAAGAAUUUCAGAGAUGAGGGGGGGGGGGGGGG